AGUAAGUGGGCGGAGCUUCCGCCGGAUGUAAUCGAUUCUGCACCGUCUUAGCGUGAUUGAGUUACUCAACAUCGGUCAGAAAGUGUGUAGAUCGUGGCGACGUGUCUGCCAAGAUACAUCGAUGUGGCAUAAAAUCGACUUGCGAAUCCCGAAAAACUUCAAAGCCUUGCACUACGAUUUCGAGGCCAUGUACCGUUACGCCGUCGAUCUCAGCCGUGGCGGCUUGCUGGAGAUCAACUUUGUCGACAUAGGAAGCUAUUCUCUCCUCACUUACAUCGCCAACAGGUCAAGUAAUCUGAGACGCCUUAGGGUUUCCGACUUCCUUGGAAUAACAAGGAUUGGAAUUUUCGAAGAAGUGGAAAAAUUCCCAUUGCUUGAAGAAGUUGAGUUUUCAUUUUGGUGUAUCAGAGAAGUGCUAAUAAAAGGUAUAGGUCAGCCUUGUCCUAAUCUGAAAACGUUGAAGCUAAACGGCAAGUUUUACAUGAAGUCUGCUGAUAAAGUUGCUCUAACAAUCGCUGAGACAAUGCCCGGUCUUUGCCACCUCCAGCUUUUUGGGAGCGGAUUAUUAUACACCGGUUUAAAAGCCAUUUUUGACAAUUGUCCCAACUUGGAACAUCUUGAUUUACGCCAUUGUUUCGAUUUUGACCUUGUUGAGGAUCUGGAGAAUCAGUUUUCCGAGGGUAUCAAAGUUGUGAGACGGGCUAAUUUCUUUUGAUAUGAACCUAACUAGUGGAUAUACGUUUUUGUUUCAGUACUUAAAGCAUCUACAUUUUGGUUAGGUUUAGAGACUCUCUUGAGUCUUUUGGCAAUUAAAU
Messenger RNA from Arabidopsis lyrata subsp. lyrata, 815 nucleotides. RefSeq names its product putative F-box/LRR-repeat protein 22. The record is from RefSeq and is a predicted model, not a curated record. The coding region runs from base 122 to 715 and encodes 197 amino acids. The transcript is spliced from 2 exons. NCBI's taxonomy places the organism in Eukaryota, Viridiplantae, Streptophyta, Magnoliopsida, Brassicales, Brassicaceae.